Messenger RNA from Rhagoletis zephyria (snowberry fruit fly), 800 nucleotides. RefSeq lists its product as uncharacterized. Lineage: Eukaryota; Metazoa; Arthropoda; Insecta; Diptera; Tephritidae. The record is from RefSeq and is a predicted model, not a curated record.
UAUGUAUGAAAAUAAGUAAAUUUUUCCACCACUUUGAUUGAGUUGCUGGUGCGUGUGCGCGAUUAAUAAGCUAUAAAAGCGUGUGGAAAAUUAAUUUCGGGUUUCAGUUGGCGCUGUGUGUGGCAUGAGAAAAAUAAGACUGGUGGCUAGAGGAAUUUUUUAAAUUAAUUUCGGUUUGUUUUUAAGAAAGUGUAGAGAUUAAGUAAAUUUGUAUUAUUUUUUUUAUAUCAAAAUAAAAUUUUUAAAACCGUUAAAUUGCUAAAAUUAAUUUAUAAAAAGUGCAUACCUUAAAUUUUUGUAAAAAAUUUCGUAACAACUGCAAUAAAAAAUUUCGAAGGAGUGGCCUUCAAAAGGCUGAAAAACGAUGGCAUCGGUUUAUUUGUUUCUGAAGUUGUUGUUCCUAUUGGAAAUUUUAAGCGCAGCUGCAGCUUCACCAACAGCUUGCAGUUACACAUCUCUCACGGGCGCAUCGCAAGCAGUGUCCUAUGACGCCGCCACUGAUAAGAGCGUAGAAUAUGUGGAUUAUGGCACCAACACGAAUGGCAUUUGCGUACAACGAGCGCGUUGUAGUAAAGAAUUUGUGACGCAAGUUAUAAAAUGCAGUGACCUGCGUAUAACCUGUGAGAAUCGGAAAUUAUUUGAAGGCGAAUUUCCAGCUUGCUGUGUGAAAUGCUGAGGAGAUUUAAUUCAGAAAAAAACAGGAUUGUCAGUAUAAUAAAACGAAAGAAAAAGCAAUCACUUUGAACUGCCUAAACUUGAAUUUUGCGAGAAAUAAAUUGAAGAGAUUUACGAGGGAGAGA